Molecule: messenger RNA, 1971 nt
Organism: Daktulosphaira vitifoliae (grape phylloxera)
Lineage: Eukaryota; Metazoa; Arthropoda; Insecta; Hemiptera; Phylloxeridae
Exons: 3
Coding region: 43-1623 (526 amino acids)
Source: RefSeq, a predicted model, not a curated record
UUUAAAUUUAAAUUCGUGUAAUACUCAAUUAACGAUAAUAAAAUGUUAGUCUAUAUUUUAGUUGUAAGCUUUAUUACAAUAAUAAAUUUUAAUUAUAUAGUUUCAACUCAAAUUAGCCUCAACUGUUUAUAUUCUAAAUAUAUGUUAUAUUAUAUGAAUACUAAAGUAAUCCUUUUCCAAAAACUUGAAUUAAUAAAUCCAAUUCCUGUUGGUAAAAUUGAAGAAUUAGAAGAUGAACUCAAAUCAAUGGGUGAAGUCGUAUUAAUUAUGCUUGAAAAUAUCUAUUAUGACUUUGAAAACAAAACUAAAAGUUUAAAUAAAUAUGAAUACAAUUUUCAUAAUCCAUAUAUAAAAAAAGUAGAUGGUUUGUUAACAUUAAAUUUGUAUUUAAAUAAUUUUUCUGAAUAUUUUAAGCUUAGAUCAAAUAGCCAAUUAAAUUCUCAAGAAAAAAAAUUAAAUGAAACUAACAAUUUUAUAAAACGAUUUCAACAAAAUCAUCCUAUUAUUAUAGAAAAUUUAAAAAAAAGCAUAAGUAUUGCUUGUUUAAACGGAAAAACUUCUUCUUUUAAUAUUCUAUUCUUUUGCUAUGAUCAAAAUUAUCAGAAAUCAUAUCCAGAUUUUGAGUAUUUAAAUAAAUUAUUACCGAAACAUUUAAAUUACAAUGUAUAUGAAAUUGUUGAUAAUAAUUUGAAUAAAAUGAAGACAAUGGAGAUUUUAGACGACUCUGAAGUUGAUUUGCUGUAUUAUUUAAAAAAAAAACCAGAACGGGAUAAUAAUACUGAAAAAAUGAUACGAAAUCAUUUUCAUCCGAAUAAUAUAUUACUAUCAGGCCUAUUUAAAGAUAAAAGAACCACAAAUGGAAUAGAUUUAUUAACUGGUAGUCCUGACCCUAUGAAUUUAUUUAGAAGUGUACCUAUAGAUGCAAAAUUAGAAAAUGGAAAUUUCGCAAACGUCACUACAUUAUAUGAAAUGAUACAACAUGAUAUUGAUAUACAGUGUUUUAUAUCAUAUCAAAGACAAAUUAUAGUAGCUACGAUUCACCCUGUAUAUUAUUGGAUUAGUACAUUUACACAGUUACUGAAAAAAAUUUUUUUUAGUGAAUCUAAUAAUAUUAGUGAAAUAGAAAUUCGAGCUAAUAUAUUUGAAGUUGAAUUAGGACUCUUAGGUGAUACAAUCCAGAAAGUAAUAAGAACUUUAAUUAGUUAUAAAUUGUUCCCGGAAAACGUACAAUUUCAUCUCGAAGCUUCUUUAAUGCAGAUUGUUGAAAUUACUAAGUUUUUAAAAAAAGAUCAUAUCAAAACUCUAAAAGUUAAAUGGAUUGAUCAACUUUAUGGUAGAUGUGCCAGUAUAAUGAAAAUCCAUUUAUUAAAAUUUGGAAUUGAUGUAAAUUUCCCUAAAGUGUACCAUGAAGAAGAUUGUAAAAAAAUAAUAAUUAGACUGAAAAAUAAUAUCAAAGAAGUUCAAUUAUAUGUUGAAAAUUUAAUUCAUUAUAAAAAAGAUUAUAACAAUAUAUUUAUUCCAAAGCAAUUAUUUUCCAGUGAUUUUAUAUUUGAUUAUGAGCUAAGAUGUAAUGUUGUAGAAAAAUAUAAGCGGGUUUAUCACUUUAUGGAUAAAAUGAAAUAAACGGAAGAAAACUUAAUAACCAUUAAAAACAAUCUUUAAAUGUCGUGUUAUUAGUAAAAACUACACAUACUAAGAUAAAAUUUAAACGAAAUUGAGAUGCGCAAAACAAAAUUAUAUCAUAUUAAAAAAUAUGCGCGUGAACCUAAAAAAAUAACCUCAUAUUUUAUUGAAAAAAAACAAAAUUUUCUGGAUAUCAUUGGAGUGUUUCUGGGCAGGCCUGGUAAAAAUUACAUUAAAUUGAAAAACGCUGGCAGCAAUGAGCCUUUUGAUAGACAUUUCUAAACACGUCAUCGAGUACUUUCAUUAAAAUAAAAAAUGUAUACAUUAUUAUUAAAAAAAAAAAAAGAA